GCUCAUACAGCUGGCCCAAACACAACUCUGGCCUGGCCAACAAUUCAACUCUAGUUGGCGUCAAAUCGAUCUAUCGUUAGAUCAAGCAACUGUUAUUAACAGCAAUUCAUCACAAAAUAUCCCCAUUUUUGUAGAAUUCAAUCGCAAAUCGAUAUAUCUACAGAAUACAGACUUGUGUUUUCAGUGUGGGAUCGGACGAAAAUGGGUUUUUUGGUGACAACUCUAAUUUUUGUUGCGAUUGGAGUUAUUGCAUCUUUAUGUGCCAGAAUUUGCUGCAAUAGAGGACCUUCUACUAAUCUGUUACACAUGACAUUGAUCAUCACUGCUACAGUAUGCUGCUGGAUGAUGUGGGCAAUCGUGUACCUUGCACAGUUGAAACCACUCAUCGUUCCAGUUUUGAGUGAAGGAGAAUAAGAUGCUCUUGGAAACUCAGGUUUGUCGAUUUGAGUGAAGCGAAAUACUUGUGGCAUGCUGAAGUCAUAUUGUAUCACUAUUUAUGUGCUUAUCGUUGAUGCAAGACAAAUUUGAUUUCAUUUUUUUGUAUAAUAUUCACAACUUAUUUUCUAGUUCUACAUCAUCUUAGAGUGUCUUGUCUGAGCUUCGACUGCAUAAAUCAUCUUGGAAGAACACUAUCGGAUGGGCGAUGUAAUUGGUUAUCUUUUUGCCUCAUUCUGGCAAGAAACAAUAAGCGUUGGGGAAGCUAUUGCAUUCUCAUUUUACCAAGGCGUUUGUCUGCGAAAAUUCAUAUAGUAGACUAUAUUUUGUUUGGAAUUGAGGCGUAAUUGUUGUUGUUGUUAUUGUAUUUGUUUAAACUCUUGGUCAUGGACGGAGUAUUUUAACUUUUA
This is a messenger RNA of Nicotiana tabacum (common tobacco), 845 nucleotides long. The record is from RefSeq and is a predicted model, not a curated record. NCBI's taxonomy places the organism in Eukaryota, Viridiplantae, Streptophyta, Magnoliopsida, Solanales, Solanaceae.